This is a messenger RNA of Lymnaea stagnalis (great pond snail), 27791 nucleotides long. Lineage: Eukaryota; Metazoa; Mollusca; Gastropoda; Lymnaeidae. The record is from the annotation of a GenBank genome assembly.
GCUCUCAUACAGAAUUACGUUCGUACGGUCUUGUAAAAACUCACUGCUACUUAAUAUAAAAAAAAAUAUAUUUGAUAAUGGUAAAGGUUGGUUUAAAAAAUAAAAUUUAACACGAUAUUUUUUAUUAAUAAAGGAAUCUGCAUUUUGUUUGAAUGAUUUAAUAGACAAGUCCUACAAGAAAAGACUUGAGACUUGUUGAGAAAAUGAAUCGACGGCCCAAUCCCAAUGAAGAUGAAGAUGAUCUUCUAAAGCUGCAGCAGGAGUUUUUAGCAGCCCAAACAACAGGUUCAACAAAUAUUAAAAAGCCUGACAAGCGUAAGACUGAAAAUGCUGAGAAAAGCGAAGAUGUUGGACAUGUCAUCACAACAAAAGGUCUGUAGUCUGUAAAGAAAGUGAAAGGAAAAUCAUUUUGUUGCUGUCAAUUAAAUCAUUAAAAUUUAUAUAAAAUUUUAGUUUUCAAGUUCAAAUAAUAGUCUAGGGUCAGGGAAGUAUGAUCAUAUCAUUAUCAUAGCCUUUUUUCUUCAUAACGGCAACCCCAAUUUCUUAUGGAAAGUCCCAAAAUAAAUCUAAACAUGAGACACGGGCCUAACAAAAUGUAACAUUAAAGUUUAAAGACUGAAGCUUAUUAAUAUUAAAAAUUCUAAAAGUUCAAUUAUGAAAUAUUCUUAUCUACUUUUUUCCAUUAUUAAAUCCUAACACUUCAAGACAUACAUUUUUCUAUGAUUCUACGUCUUGACUUGUAAGUUUCAUCUUCCUUAAUGAAUAAUUUCUUUCCUGUUUUUACCAGAUAAUCAGGAUUCAAGUGAUGUACCAACAAAGAGAUUGAAAGUCAGAUUUGAUCCAAAUAGUUCUGAUGUUUCAGCCAGACUGGAUUCAGAGAUCCACGGAAGAAAUGUUGAUGAAGUUGAAGAUUUGGAAGAAAUGAUUGACAGUAAGUUGAAGUAAUUAAUUCUGAUACUUCUUGUCACAUUCAUUUAUCUUGUGACACUUUAAAAAAAAAAAGUUGAGGAGUCUGGCCACUCAGGUUACUUCGAAUUCAGUACAACUUUCAUAUUGAAAUUUACCUGUUUUUCAGAUUUAAAAAAAGCAACACCUUUGCAAUAUAAAAAAAAGAGUCACUUUCUUAAAAGUAAAAAAAAAAUUCUCAUUAUGCAACUCAUAAGAUUUUUAAAUGUAUUCUUAUAUUUUAGGUUAAAUGUUCACCAAUCUGAAACAAAGGUAUCAAAAUGUCUGUCGAAAUAAUGAAAUUGAUUCUGAUUAAAUUUUUCAGAACAAGACAGAGGGUUAGCAGCGGUCCUAAGCACUAUAAUAGUAAGUUGGAUCAAAUGUUAUACUAAAAUAUUCCUAAAGUGUUUAAAAAAAUUGAAUUCAAAUUACUUUUAGUAUCAUAUAUACAGUUCACGCCAAAAGUAACAUGACUGAAACUGCCUCAUCUUGAACCAAUAUUUGUCAAUGAUGCAUAGCUCAAGCCACCACAUGUUUCCUGGGGUGUCAAAGAAGUUGUAUUGGGAGGUUUUGGAAAUAACUCUCCCUAAUUAGAAAAUAUUUACGUAGUUGAGCACUGUCUUUGUUCAUAUGAAACUGGUCGUGAAGGAUGAGUUUGGAAAAGGGUGGCAGAAUAAUUGAGAGAGGGAUUUGUAACGGACAAUGUUUUCACAUGAAAACAGGGAGGUAGCAUGAGUGAACAGUGAAUUGUGUUGACCAUGUUUUUCCACGAGAGAGAGAGUGAAUUGUAUUUUGAGAGGACAAUGUGAGCUCCACGUUUUUGGAGAGUAAAAUUAUGUUUUUGUCAGAGCGGUUGUUUUCCACGCUUUGCUGGUAAUAAAGUAUGAGUUGACUGAGAUAGUCAGAGCUGAGCGCAGAGCAGUAGAGAACAGUAGUGUUAGAGCUGAGUUACGAGACAGUUGAGCUGAGUUGUAGCAGUGUGAGGACGUGUCUUUCUGAAUGAUGGAAUACUAUAUAUACAUAUGUGAAAUUACAUUCAUGCAAGGAUUAUUAUUAAUAUUAUCAGUAUAAAGUGUGUUCAAUAAAGUACUGUAAGUUUAACCUGGAUUCAGUAUUCUUUGCGUGCCUGGAUAAUAAGUGGAAGAAUGAAGAAGUCUUAGUCGGCAUCCUGAAGUAUUAACAUAAGUAACCAUACUACUGACAUAACCCACUAAGUUGCAAAUCAUGUCAGAGUAUAUGUGUUACAGGAUUUAAUAAGACGGCACCAAGUAACACAAUUAUGCUGUCUCUUGUUUAGAAUUUCUCCAUUCUAGAAAUGUACCGUCUCAAUGGACGGGUAAGGUAACACAAUUAUCCUGUCUUUUGUUUAGAAUUUCUCCAUUCUAGAAAUGUACCGUCUCAAUGGACGGGUAAGGUAACACAAUUAUCCUGUCUUUUGUUUAGAAUUUCACCAUUCUAGAAGUGUACCGUCUCAAAAGACGGGUAAGGUAACACAAUUAUCCUGUCUAUUGUUUAGAAUUUCACCAUUCUAGAAGUGUACCGUCUCAAUGGACGGGUAAGGUAACACAAUUAUGCUGUCUAUUGUUUAGAAUUUCACCAUUCUAGGAGUGUACCGUAUCAAAGAUGGGUAAGACUGGUCGACCAGUAACUUUUUCCACAAAUGAGAAUAACCAAAGUGUUCAGCAGAUUCUACAUUGGCCCCUAUUGAGUCUGCCACUAACAUCUUUGAAACUGAACAUCUAGGAUACAUCCACUCAUGGUUUGUCUAAUGACAUAGUUGGAUUUGUAGCACCAGAUACUGUUGGACAGCACUCAACAGAGACAGAUAUUUCAGCCCGGAUGAUGUAUUGUGGAUCAUUUUUGGCUAUGGUGUGCGAGGAUCCAUUUUUUUUUAGGACUAAUUUGGUUCUUGGACAAAAAUGAAAUUCACUUGGACGGCUACUUCAGUUGUCAGGCAUUUCUCUUUGUGUUGAGUGGCCAGAUGUUAUUGUCCAGAAAAAAACUACAAAGUGCAUGUUUGACAAUAUGAUGUGCUUUUUCAGAACACAGUAUAUUUGAAGCACCUAUUUCAUUGAGAAUGAGGAAGGCAAUGCUCUUAAGGUCACCCAAGAAAGCUACAGAGGCAUAGUGAUGGAUCUAUUUAUUCAGCCUUUGAGAGGUUUCUGUCUUGCAAAGAAAAUCAACACAAAUAGACAGUGUUAUCAACAGGACGGGGACACCAGCCAUAACGCUUGAGGAUCUAUUGCUGCAGAAAAACUGUCUUAAAUGAAUAAUUUCAUGUGGUACUGACAGCCCAUACCUGUCUCACUUACCUGAUCUUACACCACUUGAUGCCUACUUGUGAGGAUCGUUAAAGGAGAGUGUGUUCAACCGUAAAGAUCCGCCAAGAACUGUGUCUGCAUUAUGCCAGGAAAUGGUCUCCACUUGCAGGAGUCUGCGGCAGCCAUUGUUCAGUGGUAUGUUGGAAAAUUUACAUGAGCGAUAGUUUCAGUAUCUACAGCAGUGGUUCUCAACCUUCCUAAUGCCGCAACCCUGUAAUAAAGCUCCUCAUGUUGUGGUGAUCCCCAUUCAUAUAAUAAUUUUCAUUGCUACUUCAUAUAUUUGUGUUUUCCGAUGGUCUUAGGCGACCACUUUGUAAGUGUCGUUUGAACCCCCAAAGGGGUCACGACCCACAUGUUCAAAACCGCUGGUCUACAGCAAAGCGCUUCACACUAUGAAGAUUGAAGUUAUGCAUACGGUUGUAAAUCAACACGGUAAGAUAUUGUGUAUGUUAGUUUCUUUCAGGAGAAAUAAAUUAACAGAUGACAACAAGGAAACAUUUGUUCAUCUUUCCUUUUCAGUAAAGUUACUUUUGGCACAUGCUGCAUUUUUAUUUAAAGCUUAAUAAUUAGUCUUUCUUACAAAUAAAUUUAAAUUAAGUUCCAUUUGUCUAUCACAUAACUUUUAUCUGCAUGUUAAAAUAAAAAAACAAACAAUUUUAUAUUUAAAAAAAACUAAUGAAAAUCUAAUAUCGUUUUCCUUUUUUUUUUGUCCCUUUUUGUUUACCACCAGGAAAGAGACACAAGAAAUGAAAUGUGUAUGGCUCCUUUUCUUGGAAAACAAGGAUUCCCAACUUCUGUGCAUAUGAACCUUGACCUUAAGGUAAUUUUUUUUAUUUUCUAACUAGCCGUGAUGAAUGAUCAAUAAGAAAAUUUAUGCAAAAAAAAUUGAGAACCACUGAUAAAUGUGAAUGUGUCUUAAAACAUUACUUCUAUUGAAGCUUUCAUGCCAUUUUUUUUAUGAACUCUUAGAACAUUGCUAAAGACACAACUCCAUCUGUGAAGACGAGGAAAAAAAGUUUAUUCGCACAGCAGGUGGAAGCUCAAGGUGUCAGACAUUUAGGUGUGGAGCCCGCACCAAGAAGGCUUGCCGGCUCUUCUUCCCUCGGUUCACCACGACCAUUCAGAACCACAGAAACAGGUUUCAUUUCAAAAUUCAUCGUACAUUUGGCCACAUCUUUUUUUCUGUUGUGACAGAUGACAUAACUGUGUGAAUUAAAAGUGAAAAUGCAGUUCAUCUCACAUUAUGAAUCUUAAGUAAUUUAGUGAUAGCAUUUAACAUUUCACCAUUCACUUAAUUCUCAGGGAAUUUAGAAAAACUUCUAUAACUAUUUAUUGAAAUGUAAAUAAAUUGUUUUUACAAUUCAUUUUGACACAAAAAUAAAAUUUGGUGUUUAAUAACAUUGUCCUAGUAUAAUAUUUUGUGUCUAAAUUGGAUAGACAGGGCAACAUUGUCAUGGUAUAAUAUUUUGUGUCUAACUUGGAUAGACAUGGCAACAUUGUCAUGGUAUAAUAUUUUGUGUCUAACUUGGAUAGACAGGGCAACAUUGUCAUGGUAUAAUAUUUUGUGUCUAACUUGGAUAGACAUGGCAACAUUGUCAUGGUAUAAUAUUUUGUGUCUAACUUGGAUAGACAGGGCAACAUUGUCAUGGUAUAAUAUUUUGUGUCUAACUUGGAUAGACAUGGCAACAUUGUCAUGGUAUAAUAUUUUGUGUCUAACUUGGAUAGACAGGGCAACAUUGUCAUGGUAUAAUAUUUUGUGUCUAACUUGGAUAGACAUGGCAACAUUGUCAUGGUAUAAUAUUUUGUGUCUAACUUGGAUAGACAGGGCAACAUUGUCAUGGUAUAAUAUUUUGUGUCUAACUUGGAUAGACAGGGCAACAUUGUCAUGGUAUAAUAUUUUGUGUCUAACUUGGAUAGACAGGGCAACAUUGUCCUGGUAUAUUUAAUGCAUACCUGGGCUGGCCAAGGCUUACUCUGGUCUUGUCUAUUCAUUAUAUCAGACUGAAUGAAUAGGCAAAAUUCAAAAUUUUAAUGAAUGUAUUGAAAUGCCUCAGCCUCUUUGUGAGGCGUGCACCUAGUGAGGAGCUGUUCAACAAAUAUUAACUAUAGCAAUUUCAUUGGUCUGUGGGGAGGGGCGAAUAAUCUUGAUAUAUAGCUCGUGCUGAGUCUUUGGUUUCUGAAAUAAUUUAGGGCAUAUUUUUUUUUAGUAAGUUGACUUUUUGUUAUCAUUCUCAGUUUUGACUGGCCCGUGCCUCAUCGAUGGAGCUGGACUAAGCGUUUCAAGUCGAGAAUCAGAGUCACUGAAAAUCCAUGAGGAAAACGUUGAAAAGUUGUCUUCCAUGUCAGAUGCAGAGAUUGUUGAGGAGCAACAGAAACUAUUACAAAUGAUAGGUAGAGAUUUAAGUACCGCAGAAUAUGUGGCUUUUCCUUAAUUUAAAGAUUAAAUUUCUAAUUUUUAAUAAUUUAUAUAAUCUACUGCUUCGUGUCCUUCAAAUAUAAUUCAAAUUGCAAGAACCGUUUUUGAAAAUGAAAAAAUAAUUUGAUGUUGAAAAAAAUAACUCGAACUGUCUGGUUGAACAUGAAAAGUUCAUAUUAGAUUUACGAUGAUGUUCUUAAGUCAGUUACUUAUUUACAACACUAGAUCCAAAGAUUGUUGAAUUCGUGAGGAACAAGAGAAAAAUCAAGGAGGAAGAGCAGGCAAAGAAAAGUGGAGACGCUUCCUACAAAGAUUUGACAUUUUCUGUACAGAAAGAAAAGAAAAGACAGCAGAAACAGGAUGUAGGUAAGUAAAUGUCUUUUCAUAUUUUUCAAACAUCAUAAGUAUUUCUAUUGACUUCCCAUCAGUCUUCAGCUAGAAAUGAUCAUUACUUAAAUUGUGUUAUGGAUUUCAAAAGCCAAGACAGUUCACACUGACAUUUUGUUAUAGCUCUAUUAUAAUUUUAAUUUGACACGAUUUAUAAGAGAGAAAGCAAGAGUUAUAAGAGAGAAAGCAAGAGUUAUAAGAGAGAAAGCAAGAAAGCAAGAGUUAUAAGAGAGAAAGCAAGAGUUAUAAGAGAGAAAAAAAGGCAUUGUAAGCUUUUAACUGUUUCUUGUUUCAAAUUUUAUAAAAAAAUGGAAAAAUGUUUCAAGACUUUAUUUUUAUAAACUAUUUCUUGUUACAUUUGUUUACAUUCUGAAUAUAUUUAGAAGUGAUCAUUUAUUAAUAUUAUUUAAAAAAAAAAUUCAGCAGCAAUUGAGGCAGAACUAGAGUUACCCGUUAAAGCUAAUAAAGAGUGGAUCCACAUGACCACGGUGGAAAAAGACAAACUAGAAUGGAUGAGAGAUCUGCCACUGCCGUCCUCCAUGUCAUCGGAGGUGAUGCAUCUAACAAUCAUCUUUUGUAUUGAAUGCUUGUCUAACUGCGUAGACUAAAUCAGUAAAUGAAAAAAUAAUGGUUUUAUGUUGCAAUUGUCAUGAUGAAAUUUCAAUAGCUGAUAACUUACGUGAAUUGAAUAGUGAUUGCUAACUCAUUUUUAUGUAACUGAUAUUUGUUACAAGAUUUCUUUUCACAGCCUAAUCAGUGUUACAUUUAAUUUUUCACUUAUCUUAAGCCAUCAGAGAUAAAUGUUGGGGAACUUUUAUUUAUUUACUAGCUGAUUGGUUGAGAUAAAAAAUUAUUUAUCACAGACAAUGAAAAUAUAGAAAAGUAUUUUCAGACAGGACGAUCUGCUAGAUUUGACUUCACGGGUAAUCUCAUGGCUGUAGAUUCUGAUGUUCCUGUCAACAUGGGACUUCAUCAUCAUGGAGAUGAGCCAGAGGUGUGUUGUUCAUUUCUGUUUAUGGAUAUCUACUUAAUAAUGCACAGAUCUAAUUUAUAAUGCACAUACAUAAUUUAUAAUGCACAGAUCUAAUAUGUAAUGGACAGAUCUAAUUUAUAAUGCACUGAUCUAAUAUGCAAUGCACAGAGCUAAUAUGUAAUAAACAUCUAAUAUGCAAUAUCCAGAUCUAAUAUAUUAUGCAAAGAAAAUCUGAAAAUUAUUUAAUGUGUAUUAUUUUAACAUUGAAUAAUGAAAGUAGUAAAGUUAAGUGCAAUAUUUUGUGACUCCUUGCAGAGAGCCGGCUACACUCUGGAAGAAAUGUUUCAACUGGCAAGGAGUUCAAAUUUACAACAAAGAGCCAUGGCCCUUCACACUCUCGCCAGAGUUAUCUCAAAUGUAAGCUUGUUCUUCCAUUUACAUGUCUGUUUAUAUUAUUUUAAAAUGUACAUAUUUAUAUUGACAGUCUUCUAAACAUUGUUGCUCUAACUAGCACUGAUAUAAUAAUAAUAAUAAUAAAGUUUAUUUGAAAAAUACGCUUCAUCCCCAAAAGCUCGAAGCACGGUACAAAGUCGACCAUAUUAAAAAGAGAAAUAAAAACAAUAUAAAAUUUACCACAUUUAAAAAACAGACGCAACAAUAUAAAACUACAUACGAGCAUACCAAGUCAAAGUCUUUCAUCCCAUUUCAACCAUGAGCAACACAAGCCAAUAUACAUUAACUGAAAAAAGAUGAUAGAUAGCAUCACCUCAGAAGGUGUUUGCGACAUAGAUGUGUUUUUAAAUCGAUAUCUGCAAAACAUGUCAGUGGAUUUGUUCCAUUAAGCCCUAAUUGAAAUUUGUUAUUUUCCAAGGCCAAGUCAGGAUUAUACAGCGGUAGAAUUGAAACGCCAAUAAUUCCCUCAAUACUAGCUGGGGGCGUAGUGAUCUUGCUGCGAUGGGCCCUGGACGACAGUGUGCCCAGCGCCGUCUCUGCUGCUGUAGACGCCCUGCACUCUCUGCUUGUGAACACACUGGAUGAGGUCAGUGGCCAGUCAACUUAAUAAGUGUAUUUUGAGGCUCAUUUACAAAUGUUUGAUUUAAUGUAUACUUUUUUGAGAUACAUCAUAAUUAUUAUUGUUUAUGUAAGCAUGAUAUCAGUUAAGUAGUGAGAAUUUACCAAUUUUUGUGACAUGUCGCAUCAUUAGUGGUUCACUUAAUAUCUUGAUUAUGUUUGGGAAGACCAAAUGAUUGGCUGUCCCAAAGUGUUCUCAAUUCUUAAAUCAUUUAGCACCCCCCCCCCGCAAGCCUCUCCUUGUUUUGUUUGCAUGCUUUCUUUGUGCUUGUUUAACCAACUGCUCAAUACAGUCUGGCUGUAUAUUCCAGGAAGCCAUAGACACUACUUGGCCCUUUUAUCACGGCCACAUUUUUCCAUCACUGAUGCCAACAGCCACUUUAGAGAAGGAGGAUCAGCCGGCUGAUUUAGAUGAGGAAAAUAAAGAAGAGGAGACUGAUGCAGAUGUUGUCAAAAGAGAUGUGGUGCAGGUUUGUUGCGUGGCUUGAGCUGACUUAGGGAUAAAUCAUAAAUAGCCUUGAGAAAAUACAAGCUGUGAACUACAUAAUAAUUAAUACCUUUUGUUUUUUCUCCAACAUCCUCAAUACUGGGUAAUUAAAAUACCUUUGAAUUAAUUUCCAAAGUUUUUUAAUUGGCUCUAGUGGUUUAGAUUCAUUUGAAAAGUUAUUUAGAUAAUUGACAGUAAUUGUUUUCAACCAUUUAAUUUGAUUCAUUGGAAAAAUUAUUUAGAUAUUUAGUUGUUUUUUUUUAAAUAAAAAAAAAUUGUGAAUCCAUUUUACCAGAUAUAUUUAUGUAUAAAUAACAUCGCAACCAACAGGCUCUCGUGACAAGAAUGGAAUUAUUGACUCGUUUCCGCUACAUAUUUGAUACAAUUAGACCCCAGGCUGACACUGUCAUUCAGAUGAUUGAGAUCCUUCUGAGGGUUGCCCAGCACUCUUCUAACAUGGCUUAUGAGGUUGGAUUUUCUUAUCUUUUAAAGUUAUAGUUGUUAAUAACUGUUUGUUUAUCAAUUUUGAAAUAACCAAGCACAUGUUAUAUUUGAUCAAUUAUGAAAGCUCACGUGAUAUAUUUGAUCAAAUUGAAACACUCAAAAGUAAUGAGGUUGAUUACAGUUCAUGUUUAUAUAAAAAAAAAAUGCCUUGCUAUCUGGCAGCUAAUGAUGUUACCAUAGCGAAAGAUCCAAAUAUAUUAUAUGCCAAUGAGCAAUUUUAAAUGAAAAUGAACUGUUUAAUAUCCGGCUCCCAGUGAUUGCAGUGGAAAUAAUUUGUGUUUUAAUUGUCGAAAGGUAUUCAAAUGCCCUGGGUUGCUGGACAAAAUCAUCCAGGAGUUUGUACCCACAGCAUGGAUCUUAGAAGGUAAUGGAUUAAAAAUAAUCAAAGAUCAUUUUAAAAGGGAUUCUUUGAAAUGUAGUUGAAUGUAUUUGUAUGUAAAUGUAGAUCUUUGUUGGACAAAUUUGUACAUAUAAUGUAGAUCUUUGUUGAAUGUAUUUGUACAUAUAAUGUAGAUCUUUGUGUAAACUUGAUUGUUUGUGUUAUUUAAUUUGUGAAUGUGAAAAAUGGUACGUCCAGUAAUUAAUUAAACGUUAAACUGGUAGAUUUGUCUCGUACCUGCUUGAAUAUCAUCAAACUUAACUUGAUUUUUUGCAAACUUGAAUUAGAUCCAGAACAACGUGUUUCAUGUGUCUAUGGACUACCUGUAGCUGCAGCAUUACGUUUGAUACGUGUUUUAUGUCAAGCGGGUCGGAAUAUGGCAUCAAUGUUGGUAGGAUUUUUCUUAACUCACACGUAGCUAACUAACUCAAUGAUAAUCAACGUUCUUUUUCUAUACAGAACCAGUUAAGAAUAGGGAAGGCCAUAUUUGUAAAUAGAUUAGAAUAUGUUAAAUCAUUAGAAGCAAUUUAAAUAGAAAAAUUUCACAGUAAAUGUUCCCAUUUUGAAAACAGCCCUGAUUAGUAUUUGGUUUUACUUGUCAGUGUGUAGUUUUUAUACAGGCUUAAUUACUACAUACUCCUGUCCGUCUUCAGGCAUCACGGUUUCAAUUGAACAUAAUACUUUUGAGAUACUUGGCCGUACCUGCCAGGUAAGUCAUUUCAUUUUCAUUCCAUUCGGUAUUUAAAAAAGGAAUUUAAUAAAAAAAAAAUUAAUUAAAAGUUAAAUUUUUUUGGUUAUAUUUUGCAAUAACAACAGAAAACUCUUUAUGAAAAAAAAAUUAAAAUCUUAAAUUACAUUUUUGGCUGCCAGAGACUUACGUUUACCGCCUUUGGAGGCUGUUCACCUCCAGUAUGAAGCAUUGUCAGUGUGGAGAGUUUGUGCAACAUAUGGUCUGUGUAUGCAGACAUAUUUGUAAGUACAUUUUAAUCACUUGUUAGUUUGUGCAACAUAUGGACUGGGAAUGUAGACUUAUUUUCAGCUACAUUUUAAUGACCUGGUUGGAGACCAAAUAUAUAUAUAUAUGUACAUUGACACUAAGAUGGAUGUAUAAAUCAAACCCAGUUUUGGUAAAGGAUGGUGAAGCAAAGUUCAGAAAGUAUGAUAUGUUAUUAUAACUCAAGUUUUUACAGACCAAAAAAACAAUGAAAUGAAAAAUAGCACCUUAGUUAAUAACUAGGUCAUUAUGAGAAAAAUAGGUUUGUACAGUUCUGUAAUAUUUGAAGAGUCGAUUUUCAAAAUGCUGUAAUCUCCAUUUUUGGCGUUUUGAGAUAAUCGACUUUUUCUGCUACACAAUGUUGGCUCAAAUUUUCGGAAAAGUAAAUGUUAAUUUAGGUUUAUAUUCAAAAUAUAAGUUAGAUUAUGAUGAAAAUUGAAAUGUAGGUUAAUUAAAAUGUGGCUUAAUUUCUUAUUUCGUUUCAAAAUGCUGUGUAUCCAGCUGUAACUUAGCGACGAAAUGCUGUAUAUCCAUUUUGAUAGCAUAACAUUAUUCCCAGUAACAAACCACUUCCAUAACAAAAUAAAAUUAAUUUGUAUCCUAUACAUUAUAUAUUUGUGUAUAAUUAAUGUUUUUAAUUGAUAUAUUUUAACACAACAGUAUUAUAAAUGCUUGUAAUAGUGUAAUGUUUAGAGGGCUAUAAGUUUGCGUGAUUUGUUUUUUUAAAUCUGAAUUCUAAACAAAAGUAAACAAGAUAAUUUUCAAUUCAAAAAUCAUUUCAUUUGAAUUUAGAACAAUGACAAAAUAGAAAAUAAUGAAGUGUCUGAUUCAGAGUGUGCAUCAUCUUCAAUAGCAGUUUGGUUUUGUUCCAGGAAAAGUUGAUACUUCUUAUUUACAUUCAUAUCAGAGGGCAAAUAUUUCUGUCCUUGAGCACCCUUUCUCUGUAAUGGCUGGAUCUGCAUGUAAAAGAUUGAAUAUGUAAUAAAUAACACAGCUUACUCUGUAAAGCAACUUUUUAUUUUCAUUUCCUAAACCACUUCUGAUGUGUAGUAACCAUAACAAUAAUAAUAAUAAUGUAAAAUGAAAUUUAAUGUUUUUUAAAAUAAAGUUACCGGUAACUCACCUUGCAGAAGCAUUUAUCGUGAUUACACGUAACCGAGGGGAUCUUUCCUCCGCUUGAAUGAAGAAAUGAUUUUUAUUUUUCUCUUUUUGAGCUUUUUUUCUUUCUUUUUCGAGAUUUUAUAGUACAAACAACUCUUUCAUCCAGGCCGUCGUUAUGCACCCUGUUUGUUGUUGUUUCGCAGCGUGAUGUUUAGUGCACAUGCGCAGAAUAGCUUGCCAAUCACACGGAUUGGUCCAAAAAUAUAUACAGCAUUUUGCUAAUUAAAAAAAAUAUUCACCCCGCGUUUUGAAAAUAAAAUCAUGUUUAGAUAUAGAAUAAUAUAGGAUUUAAAUAUGUUAUGUAGAUAAACUUUAACAUGUCCUAAAGGAGCCUGGCUUGCUCUACAAGAAUAUACAGUUAUCUCAUUUUUUUUCAAAUGGCGGAGACGGCGUUUUGAAAAUCGACUCUUCAUUUAUUGAAUAAAUCAGCUUCUAAUAAAGAAAGUACUAAGUAUUGGGAACUUUUUUUUUUCUUUUAAAAUAAUAUUGAGCUUAUGUUGUAACAUCUUCCUUUUUUUUUUUACAGUGACCUCUAUAGCAACAUUGUUCUCAGUGUAGGAAAGUUGGAAACAAUUUGGUGCUCUUCACAAACAGCAGCAGCAACAACUUCACCUCCUGGAACAAAUGAGGGCGUAAUCAUUAAAUUUAAUGUUGGUCUAGUUUCUGUAUUGGAACAAAUCCUCUGUGUGGCUGGCAGCUGUAAAACAGAACAUAGUCUAUGGAAGUAAGUUUUCUGAAUAAAUAUAAAUCAGUAUCGGUUAUCAGUAUUGAUUUCAAUAUUCCGAUCCGGCAUGAUGGUAUCAGUUGAAAUGAAAAUGUUUAAAAUAUUCAUUUAAUUAAACAACCCUUAAAAACAAAGUUUUUCGUAUAAAUUCUUUAUAAAAUUUAAUAUAGAGGAAGGGGGGGGGGGGGGGGGGUUUGAAUUUGAGAAAACAUGGAUACAACUAAGGCACUUUAUAAGAAUCUCAAUUAGUGCUCCCCCCAAGGGUUCCAACCUGACAUUUCUUACACCCCUGAAAUGUAUUGAUAUUCUUCUGACCCACCCGCUUUUACACAGCAGAUUUAUUUCACCAUUUCAGAAAAAUGAAAAAAAUAUGCACCAAACGCACUUGCCAUAUUUAUUUAAAAGAAUUUUAUUUCGUGCAGAUAUCAGAAAUUUUAUUUCAUGAAAUCAUUGUCAUUAUAUUUCCUUUAUCUUACCCUUGAAAAACAGAAAAAAACUGAUUUUUAGGGUUGGGGUGGGCCUGAAAAUUUGAUAGAAUGUGUUGUCAUGGGAAAUAAGGCCAUGAGCCAUGUUUCAGCUUGAUAGGUUGACGGGAAUGAGCCGUCCCCAGAUUUUAACAGCCACAAACAUAAGCGAAGUUAAUGUAAAGGGUUUUAAAAAGAUGUAACUUAAAAAAUACUUAUUUUCAUUUUUUUUCUUAAGUUUCAUUAAUGUCAAAUGCAAUUUUUCGUCAUUUUAGCUCGGGACAAAUGGAGACGGAUGACAUCAUGACAUCGGCUGUCAACUGGAGUCACGUCACCGCCCUUUUUCAACCUGUUAAAACCUGCCUGAUCCAUAUGUUGAAUGACUUGGGGAAUAACUAUCCUGCAAAGGUAACACUCUUACGUAUAAAAACAUUUUAAAGCUUUGCUUUCUCUGGCUAACAAUUGUGCUUGCAAAGUACAAUGUAAAUAAAUAUAUUGUACAUCUCAGUACCUUAAGUGGCACGUAAAUAAUGGUGUAAAACUAAUUUUGAUACGUGACAAUUAAUGUAGUGUAACUCUUGUAUAGAAUUAGUCAUUUAUAACAUGACACUAAAAUAAAGAGGUAGUUUAAUUCCCCUAUCAUGAGAUGUAAAAAUAGCAAAGUUAUCCUGAAAUACUAAUUUACUAUGUUCAAAUAUUUUUUUUUAUAUACUGAUAUUUUAUAAGCUGAGAAUUUGCAGCACAUGGCUAUAUAAAGUUGAAAUCAACUUGCUAUUUAAUUCUUGAGUACCCAAAAACAGCUGUAUAAAUAACUUCAUUUGAUACAUUUUGUACACAGAAACAGAAUUUAAACUUGCCAACAGUUUGUCUUAACUUUCUGGCAUCCUAUUUUGACAUGGAAGGGAGGCAGGUAAGAAACUAAUGUUAUUUUGUCCAAACAGUGUGUCAAGAAGAGGUUUAUAGCUCGUCUCAUUAUAUUUUAAAUAAAAAUAAUUUAUAUCUUUUGUACUGAAGAUUGAUUUCGGAAUAAAUUGUCUGAAAAAUUAGGUGAAACUUUUCUGAUCCCUUUUUAAAAUAUAAAAAUGAUUUAUGAUAAUGACGAAUAACUUGUCUCCCUUUGUCCUGUGUUGUUUCCCUUUGUCCUCUGUUUACAGCCAGGAGUGGAUGAAGUUUCCGCUCUAGAAAUUAUUGAGGAUCUAAGUGAAAGCUGCCUUGAACACUUUUGGUCUUCUUUUGGUUUGACAGUCAUCACUGAAAAUUUUUGGUUAGUCCUGUUACAAAAUAAAGAGUAUAAAAACACACAAUUUUUUAACAUGGUUAACUUAAAUUUAAACAAAAAGAAGUCAAAAAUUUUUUUAAAAUGUACUUUUACUGAGUUAUAUUUAUUAUUAAUUUGAAUAAAUAUGGAUUAUUAAUAGAAUAUUGCUAUUACUAAUUUUUAAAAAAAUAUUUUUUUUUUCCUCAGCACUCACUCCAAUAUCUUGGCAAAAGAAAAUGAGGACUCAUACGAGGCAUCACCUAACUUACCCAUGCUUGGUGUGAGGAAGAUCUUAGAUCAGGAUGUGGCAGCACAUCAAGGCACAGAGCAGAGGAAGAUUAACAUGCCAGGUCUCCUGCCAGAUUCACCUUUUGGAUUCGUUACAGCCUUUCUUAGAUUACUGUUGGCCGUAUGCAGGCGACACAAAGGAAUGAUCCCAAAGGUAGGGAAACUAGAAGCCCCAAGCAUAAAUUGUAUCUAGAGUUUGAUAAUUAUGGCCAAAUUUCAAAGAUUUUUAUGGGGAUUACCACUGAUGUUAAAGUAGUUACUAAUAUUUAAAGUUACACUAAUGUUACAGAAUAUGUGUAGGCCUAAUUUUAGCCACCACCACUUGUCUCCCCUUUGUUUUUUUUUUAUAUUGACGUUACCAAGUAAAUGUGCCGUGCCACUCCUUUUACUCACCCCACCCUUGAGUGGUAAAAGUUUGUUUACGUUUGAAUACAUUCUGUUUGUUCUAAAGAAUGCUAUCAGGUGAUGCCAUUUCUAGAAUUUCUUUACCUGAUCGUUCUGAUUUAAUCCCUGUAUAUAGGCCGGCAGCUUUCCUAGCAGAGAGAGAGAUUUUUGCUGAAUUUAUAGACAUUUACAAGACAUUAUAUAAUUUUAAGAUUGUGCUCGUUAUGUACCCACUAGACAACUCUGCUCAUUCGAUAGUGGCAAACUCUCAAUACCACGUGUUCGCCUUGAGACUUACGGAAGACGCACUUUCGCAUUUUCUGGCCCAACAAUUUGGAACACACUUCCUGACGCUCUCAGAAGCAGCCAGACACCGAAUUGAAAACACAUCUAUUUCACAAACACCUUCUGGGAUGAUGUUGUCUACCAUCUUUUCCAGCUGGCUAUUAUCUCCUAGAUGUAUAUUGGCCUUCGUUGUUUAUUUUUGUAAGGGAUGAAAGACUUAGAAUGGGUAUUCUCGUAUGUAUUUUUUGUAAUGUUGCGUUUUGUAUUUCAAUGUGGUAUACUGUUAGAUUUUUUUUAUAUGGUUGACUUUGUACCGCGCUUCAAGGCUUUGGGGAUGAAGCGUGAUUUUCAAAUAAACUUUGUUAUUAUUAUUAGUAUGUGUGUGUGUCAAUUAAUAUUUUAAUUUUUUGAGGAUUUGACCCUUUGACUUGCUGUGCUGCAAAGUUGACACAGUUGUUAAUUUUUUGUAUUUGAAUUGGUAUUUUCAUAGACAUUUGACAGUGUAGACAGUGAACAUUUUUAGUAUCGUUUUCUUGAUAUACUGGUUUUCAGUCCUUUGUUGCGUAUUGUUUAAUCUACUAGCCAAAUCUUAAAACAGAUGAAGUUUUCAAAAAUCACUUAAACCUUUGUGUAAAGUAUGUGUUCUUUCAGCAUGAAUCACUACAUAUGAUGCAGUGAUAAAUAUUUUUUCUUAUUUAAAAUAAUUUAAGAAUUCAGCUUUUAAUUUGUUGUUUUGUUCACCCAACAGCUGAUACAGCCUGCCGUAAACAACAAAGAUGUCCUCAGUUAUAUCAAGAAGAUUUCUGUCGGCAAGUCACAACUCAUCUGUUCUCACUUCACUCUUCAUGAGAAUUUAAUGCAUUAUUUCUGGUUAAAAUGCUGCGCUCUGGUGGUAAGUUCUUCACACAAAUACACCUGUAGUUCUGAUACUGUCUAAAUCUAAGUUUACAACAACAACAAAAAAAUAGAUAGAAAUAAACCUUAGUGGAGAUAACACAUAAAAAGAUUUACUCCUAAUCUCUUACAACGGUGUACCCGAUCACUUUCUGUUCUCUCCAUUUCUUAUGAAUUUUUAUGACAAAGUCUCGUAACCCCCACAAAUUGUUUGACUAAGUAUUGUAACACACCCCCCCUGCUCCACCCCUCCCACCACCACCACACUAAUUGUUUAAGUCUUGUAACACCUACAAAGUAUCAAUGCAUGUUAACAUUGAAAAUAAUUAAAAUUAAAAAAAAGGGGGGGGGGCUUCUAUGUUUUUAAAAUGAAUUACAAAGACAACUGUAUAACUUAGAAAAUAUGUGGUGCCUCACAAGUUGAAAGUAAAUAUGUCAACAUUUUAAUCCUAACUGCGAACACCCCAGGAUAUGAAACCCUGUCUUAGAGGCUUUGAGCGCAUGAUCACCCAUGGCAUACUUGGACUAGUGAUAAUGCCAGUUUGGUUCACACUUUUGUUCUGUAGUUUGUCAAACCCCGCCUUGAGAAUCAAUGGGACUGGAGAGUGUUUGUUUUGUUUCUUUUCUGUUGAUUUCAAUGUCUUCUCAGCCUUGUCCAGACAUGGCCAGUGCUCACAGGGUGGCUCUGCAGCUGAUUUCAAGACUUCAUUAUGGAGAAGAACAUCUGGUACAUGAUCUCAUGUCAACAGUCGUCUUCUCACCUGCAUUUAUCAGGUAAUAAACUCCACUUCCCUAAUCAAUAAAGAUUUUGCUCAGCUUGUAAGAAUAAAGAUAUUUUUACCAUAGUCCAGAUAUAUUUACCAUGGUCCAGUCUUCUUAUCUUGGUCAAGUUUCUAAUACAAUUACCAACGGAAUUUUUUGGAUUAAAUUAUUUCAAACCUAUUUUUAUUAUUCUUAUUUUAGUGAAGGGGAAGAAGCACAGUUAGCCUCGCAGGCUCUAGCAAACAUGUCUCUGUCUGAAUCUCUGCAUUUGAAGAGUGCCACUCAGGAGGAGAUCAACGUGAAUCAGUGUCAGCUCCUCCGCGAAACCUAUUCUUCCCUGUCCAAGAUCAGGGGACAUUUUCUGAUGGCUUUUGGUGGCUUGGAAAAAGCUGUUCAAGACUCAAGGUAAACAGCUGCUGUCUUAAUGAAACAGCUGGUGAAUUAAUGGAACAGCAGGUGUAUUAAUAGAACAGCUGCUGUAUUAAUAGAUUUUUUAAUAAGUUGACAUUGUUUGCCCUAUUGAGGUCUUAGUAUAUCUAGGUAUUCUUAGGAAUAACCAUGAAUAUGGUAGUUAUUCUUAUGAAUGAGUGCUGGGUGGCCGAGCGGCCUAAUAUGAGUCAAUCACAAGCCUGUGGACUAGAGUUCAUUACCCAGCAAAAGCAUGGACAAGCAAAAACAACACCAGCCUAGCACCCGUCAGCCUUGGAAGGUAACCCAUAUAAGAGAAGGCAAAUUCUGAAAUUAAACCAGGAGAUGUAGUCCCAUAGACAGUAUGACACAGUGAAAAUUCUGAUAACACCUGCGAUAUAGAACACAUUAAGAGUGAGACACGAGAAACACAGCUGGUCAUCUACUGCAUACUGGUCUCUUUCUUGGCUAAGUCUUGCCAUUGGAACAAAUAGGCCAGGACGAGAGAGUCAGGCUGACCAAUUGAGCAACUCUCCCUGACUUUAAACAAAAUACUGCUCAAGUCAAGGCCACUACUCAAGGUGAAGCCUUGGUCAUCUCUGCAUGCAAAAGAUAAACUAUAUAUAUAUUUCUAGGAAUACCCAUGUAUAUAUAAUUAAAUUAUUCUUAGGAAUACCAAUGUAUAUAUAUAUAGCUAUUCUUAGGAAUAAGCAUUUAUCUUUACUCAUUCUAAAGCUUGUUCAUUUAUAAGCCAACAUCCCUAGUUUUGGACGGGGAAAGCUUAAAAAGUGUAUGACCCGCUCACGAGCAGACCCCAUUAAAUAAUAUGCCAGUGUAAGCAACAUGAUGAGAUUAUGCUGGUGCUUAAAAUGACUGAAUAGUGGCGCCAUCUACUUCGAGUAUCUUUUUUUAAUGUUAUUUUAUGUUUCUGUGUUCAAAUCAAAAUAUGUCCCUGUAUUGACAAAACAAUGCAUUUCUUUGCCAUCGCCUCUAGCACCUGUUGGUGCACGAUGACUGAAUAAAUAUAUAAAUUAAUAAAUAUUUAUAUGUUGCAAUAACGUAUGAGUAUAAUGGACAUUAUCAGGAUCUGUUUCUCAAGUUGUAAAUAUUUGUUCUAAUGUUAGAUAUUUUUUUCUCUCAGGAACGUUUUCCUUUCAAACAGUGGUAGUAUAACUUCACUGAUGACAAAAUGUGCCGGAGAAAAUUUAAUGCCCAAAGACUGGGUCUUCUUGCCACUAAUUCAUGUCUACAACAAUGCAAACCAAAUGUAAGUCUCUUGCUGCCUGUUUGAAAUGAUUGCUUUAAUGUUUCUAUGCCAAAAGGAAUUCAAUGUACUGCCCAAAGACUGGGUCUUCUUGCCACUAAUUCAUGUCUACAACAAUGCAAACCAAGAGUAAGUCUCCUGCUGUCUGUUUGAAAGGAUUUCUUUAAGGUUUCUAUGCCAAAAGGAAUUCAAUGUACUGCCCAAAGACUGGGUCUUCUUGCCACUAAUUCAUGUCUACAACAAUGCAAACCAAGAGUAAGUCCCCUGCUGCCUGUUUGAAAUGAUUGCUUUAAUGUUUCUAUGCCAAAAGGAAUUCAAUGUACUGCCCAAAGACUGGGUCUUCUUGCCACUAAUUCAUGUCUACAACAAUGCAAACCAAGAGUAAGUCUCCUGCUGCCUGUUUGAAAGGAUUGCUUUAAGGUUUCUAGCAAAAAGAAAUUUAUAAAAUAAUAAUUAUUAAAAUGUUUAGAUCUUUUCAUUGUUAAUUAAGGGGGGGGGGGAGGAGAGAGGGGGCGACAUUAAAUUGAAAGUUAGCACACAACAUAAAAUUAAUCAAAAGCCUUGAAUACAUUCUGUCUUCUUAGAGGUUAAUCUGAUUUAGGUUUUUUUUUUUACGAACAUAUUUGAAACUUGGUUAUUCAGGUUAUUUAAUUCAGAUCAACAUGAUCAGGCAAGUUUAAAAACAUUGCAAUAAUUAAAUUGUUACAAAAUUAAAUUGUUUUUCAAAACACCCUGCGGAUUCUUACAUUUUCUAACAUGAGCUUGAUUUAGAAUUGAUCCUAAUGUAGAUUUCCGAUUCAAAUUUUAUAACAACCUUUUAACCGCACCGGUACACUUUUAUGCAGACGCUCUGUGUCAGGCAUGAGUAUGUCUCCGCAAGCCAUUGCCAUGGUUACAAGUGUGCUUCAAUGGACGUACGCCUUGGAAAUCUGGAGGCCAACUGAAAUGGACAAGCUCUCUGUUACUGUGAGACUUUCCAGGAUUUUGUGUGCCUUCAUUGCUGGCAAGUUGAACUCAUAUGUUUGUAAAUCACAACCUCAGAACUGAUACAAUUGUAAAUAACAAUAUCAUUAAAUUUGUUACUUAGAAUCGAUACAUUUGUAAAUCUUUCCGUUAUUAAAAUUAGGAAUUCUUAAAAAAAUGCAUACCAUCGUGAUAUGUGAAGACAAAAUAAAAAUGUUUUAAAAGGAAUUCUUUAAAUUUAAAGAAGUGAAAAAUGUUGUAGAUCCUUCAUAUUUUAUUAAACUGACUAAUCUUUUAAAAUGAGCUAAAGUUUUUAAUAUUAGUUACCUCGGUCUCAAAUAAUUGUGUGCAUUCAAUGUCAUUGCAGGUGCUGAUUUAUUUCUUGAAAAACCAGUCCACCAAUAUUUGGCUGGUUUGGUCAGAGUGCUCAGUUCACAGAAGUUACUGGAUAAAAUGGACUUUGAGGAAAAGAUUCCAGGAAUUACUUCCUUUUAUGACCUGUAAGUCUGCAACAACUGCCUGUAAAAUAUUAGUUUUGAAACAACAAAAACGUGGCCGAGUCCCUUGAUCUUUGCCAACUUUUACUCAUCUUGGAGUUGUCCCCAUGGCAAAAUGCCAGGCUGCCUCUUAUUGAAGGUUCAAUUCAACUGCAUUCUACUCUAGAUGUGGGUAAACAGUUGGCCAGAAUGGACUCUUUAGCCAUGUAAGGUGUGGUCAAAUAACUAGCCAGAAUGUAAGGCAGCUAUUUUUGGGUAGGAGCUAAACUUUAAGUUAAAAAAAACAAACCCUUAAAACUUAAACACAAGUAUUCAACUUAUCAACUAAAAGUUUUUAAGAAAAACAACAUAUUUUAUUUUUAUUUCAUCUCUUAUAUAUAUAUAUUACGUUUGUGGUGUGACUGCUUCCAUUUCUGGAUAGCGCGCUUAAUAUAAUUCCCAAUAAAUAUGCUAAAUGAUUUUUAUUUUAAUAAGGCAACUGCAUUUGGUGUGUAAUAUUUUCUUUUCGGAAAAUUAAAUUGACUCAGUUUAAAUAUGGUGUAAUAAAUAUUCUGUUUAAGAGUGGUUGGGCCAUCAGAAUAUUAAUAUAGUUCAUGGGCGUGAAAUAAAAAGUGUGCAAUGACGUAUCGUGGGGGGAAGGGGUGUAGUAAAAAUUGGGAUUCUCAAAUAUGCGUUACUUGAGUUAAUGUUUUGUCACGAAACUUAAGUAGAUAGGAAGUUCAUUCAUUGUCACGAAACUUAAGUAGAUAGGAAGUUCAUGCAUUGCUGUCACCAAUGUUUGGCGAGCUAGAACUAGUUCAUAAUAUUCUUCUUGAACAUGAAGAACAUGAAAAAUCUAGAUUGCCCUGACAGCACUAUGUAUCUAUAGAGAGUCUAUAUGAAGGAGUAGGUCUGACCUUAAGAGCAGUAGCCCUGACCAUAAGAGCAUUCACUUUUAAUCUGCCAUCCAGAAGUUAUAAGACACUGAGCGUUAAAAAUUCCGUUAAUUUUAUUUCAGCUACCAAGAGUUCUUGGAUCAUUAUGAGGCUGUGUCAUUCGGAGAUGCUGUGUUCGGUCUCUACGUCUUGUUACCCCUGCAACAAAAGCACAGCUCGAUGCUCAGAAAAGCUGUGUGGGGAGAAAGAAGAAAGAUGCUCCGAACAUUGCGGGUACCGCUUGAAGAGGUUGGCAAAUACACUAUGAAAUUGAAAGACAUUUUUAGUUUAAAUUAAUUUUUUUACAAUGUGUGGUAUGAUGCACCUUAUAAUUGAUUAUUAAAGUCAGACUCGUGCGUAUUACUCUUUUCAAACUCUUAUAAAAUAGAAAAUUCCCAAUAAAAAUAUUUAAAAAUUUGACAUUACAAAAAAUAUGCUACAACAUUAAAAGAAUUAAAAAUUAUAGCUUUUCUAUUAGUAAUAUUAAAAUUUAUUUUUCUAUUAUCAUAUACUGGUAAUAGUGCCCUAGCAAAGCCAGGUCUGCGCAUUGAGAAAUGUUUUGAAAUAUACCUCUUAAGGUAUGUUCACACUGCAGAUUUGUUUCAGCAACAAAACUCAUUGGUGAAUCCAUAUUGAGAAUCCACGGAUAUUUAUUGAUGUUUACAUAAUCUCCAGCUGACACAAAAAGCAGACAGAACUAUGUAAAUCAAUAUAUCAGGAAUUUGUAGCUAAAAUGGGUCUUUAUAUGAAUGAGUUUGGCUUUUUUCUUUAACUUUGAUUCUAGACCUAUAACCACGCAUGCGAUGCAAAGGAAAAUCAAAAAAAAAUUUUAAAUAAAAAAUCUUUUAAUCUAUAGUUUUAAAAAACAAACAAGACAAGACACUGUUCCUCUACAAUCUUUUUUGUCUUGCCCACUCAAUCAACUUGAAAUUUACUUCACAAUUUUUAAUCUUUGAACCACAAAGUAAGGCUGCUAUCAAAUACAACUAAUAAUUAAAAUUUGUAAACAAGACAGCUGAUAUUAAAUUCAUCGAAAGUUUUUUUUUUUGGUGAUCACUCUUUUUUCUCAGGGGUUGCUUGAGUCUAUUCUUCUAGCCUGUCGGCUGAUAACAACCCGUGGGCACAGAAAAAAUGUUAUGGAAUUGCUUUUGUAUCUUGCCAGCUGACAAUAUUCCGGAACACUCAUGAUAAUGAAACAUGUUGGCCAGCUUUUGUUACAACUGGUAGCACAUGGUCUCAGAAAUCUUGCCACUUGUAUUGCAACAGCCUACCCGGCUGAGAAUCUAAUUAACAAAUCUGCAUUGUGAAUGUACCUUUUCAGUCCCCAAACAGGUCAACUAGAUACAAAAUACAAGAAAACUAGUGCUAGGAGUGUGGCUGUGUUUUAUAUUCAGGUUAAUUAAUGUAUCCAAUUAUUUGGUUAAUUGAUACAGCCUGUUUUUUUUUAAAACAUACACCCCCCCCCCCCCCUCCUCUUUUAUUUUUUUUUUGUUUAAGUUUGGAAGGAUGAGAAACUUAAUUGAAUGUAAGAAUGUAGCACUUCCGCAGUCAGCUUCACCAUAGCAGCUCCCCUCCCCCCCAUCAAUGUUUCACUUAUUAUGUGACCCACUUUAAAACUUUAUAUCUAUGCUUAUCAAAAUCUUAAAUUGCACCUUUUGUCUGGAACUAGAAAGAACCAAAGGGUUACUAAAUUAAAGUAUUGAAUUUCUUUUACUGGGAUAUUUUUUUUCUACCAAUACAUAUUCUUUCCUUUCAGAUGUUGAUUCCAGUCCAGAAUUUUUUGCAACCAGAAGAGACAGAUGCUGAGCUCUUGCAGCUCUACUGUUCAGCCUUGCUGACCAAUGCUGUCCUACCAGCUUGGUCCCCUGUCAUGUACCUGUUGGCCGUGCACCAUUUGAACAGGUUUUUGUAUACAUCCAUUGAUGAUGGCAACACACACUUAAGGCAUCGAAUGUGGAAACAGAUCCUAAAUUGUAAACAUGAGGUAGGGAGUUUUAUUUUUUUAUCUUUAAGGAAGGAAGGGGUUAAAUUAUUAGUUUUUUUUUGUGUUCUGGUUAAGAAGGAAGGGGUUAAAAUUAUUUUUUUUUGCUCUGGUGAGGAAGGGAAGGGUUACAAUUAUUAGUUUUUUUUGUUCUGGUAAUGAAGGAAGGGGUUAAAAUUGUUUGCUUUUUUGUUCUGGUAAGGAAGGGGUUAAAAUUAUUAGUUUUUUUGUUCUGCUAAGGAAGGAAGAGGUUAAAAUUAUUAGUUUUUUUUGUUCUUGAGAAGAAGGAAGGGGUUAAAGUUAAUAUUUUGUGUUCUGGUGAGGAAGGAAAGGUUUAAAAUUAUUGGUAUACUGCCAGUGAUUUGAAGUAUUACUGUAUAUUUAUCUUCUGCUAUCAAACUGUCGAUUAUACAAACUAUUUGCUCAACAUGCGCGAUUAUGUAUUCUGGUAUAAAGACAAUGGUCAUGCAGUUUAACUUUUUUUAACAAAUGCAGAUACGUCCAUCUCCUUAAUCACAUAGAUGUCAUUGAAUGUGCAACUAAAUCAACACACUGAAAAUAAAAUGUAUUUUUGUACACACCAGUGGUUCAAAAUGGUCCUUGUUGGUAUCAUUGCUGUACAUUUUAUGACAUGCACCUGUUUUUGCUUAGUUUAAGUCUGAUGUUUGGUGUUCAUCUAUUGAAAAGAUUUUGUAGGAUCUUUUUUUAAGACAUAAUUUAGUUGUUUUGAAUCUUUUAGUGGUCAGUUUGUUUAUGUCCUGGUGAAUCUUUUAUCGGUCAGUUUGUUUAUAUGCAGGUGAAUCUUUUAGUGGUCAGUUUGUUUAUGUUUAAGUGAAUCUUUUAGUGGUCAGUUUGUUUAUAUCUAAGUGAAUUCAUAGAAAAACACCUUUGAAAUGGAAUUGUUGUGAGGAAUGUUAUGCUUUCCUUAAGAUCAGGGCUACUCUCAGGCUGUGUUACAAUUAGCGCUAGUGGUACAUCAUGUUGUACCAGAUUGUACACAGAAAUGCAAGAAAUGUAUAUGAAAAUUAGGGGUCCCAAUCCGGGGUCCCGACUCUCGAAAAUACCGGAAUGCCGGACCAUAAUCGACGCUCGAAAAAACAGGUAUUGCCGGGAUUUCAUUUUCAACAAAUAUUUAUCGCUUUUAUUAGAUUCCGUGUCGUAGUUAAAGCGCGACAUGGAAAUAAUUUAUGUGAUGUGCAAAGUACGAACUCCUCACACCAAGUGUUUCAAGUUCAAAGAGAGCCGACCGAUGGGCUAGACCUGUGUACUGUUCAUUUGUCAACUAUCACAGCGUUGUGAUUAGUUUUGUUUUUCCAUAGUGCGUGUGGAGUGUGUAAAUGGAGACGUGAGUCACGACAAGUUAUAACAUGAAAUAUAUGGAAAUAAUGACACGCUGCAUUCAAAUCAUGGGGUAAACUUUUAAAAACAAAAAUGUUUGAUUGCUUGAUUUCCUUUAAUUAUCCCAAAGUAUCUACAUAUUUAAAAUUAUGAGUAAAUCCGUAUUUUGAUAAUCAAAUACCUUAAGUUUAAGACAUAGAAAAAGUAUUUUGUGCAAACAAUAUUAAUAAUUCAUAUUCAUCUCAUAAUUGAUUUAUGAGCUACUUUGUGCCAGGCUAAAUGUCCCAGCUUGUCUGUACCGUACUUAGCCAAACAUUUACAUGACUGAAUGUCCCAGUUUGUCUAUACCAUACUUAGCCCAACAUUUACAUGAAAAUUUAAACAUUUUUAAAAAAUAAGUUGUACACGUCAAACCAAAUAGAUUGAAUUAAUACAUUUUUGUUAAUGUUUUAUUUUUCCUUCAUGUUGAUAGAAAGAAAUGGGGGACACUGAAUAAAAUAAUCCAAAAUAUGAAAAGCAUAUGAAACUAUCGGAAACAGACAUCAUGUUGGUCUUAUGGAGUCUGAGCGGAAGUUCUCAUCAUCUGGUUACUUUUGUUACCAUUUGCGCUCAAAAUUAAGUGAUCAAACAUGAGGCACGUCAUUUUUACGAUCUCUUUAUUUGAAUUUGACCAAAGAUUAAAACUACACAAAUUAUCAAAAAUAUUGAAAAUACCGGUAUUCGUAAACUUCAUUAUCGAAAAUACCGGUUUUCGUAAAAGGGACCAGUUUUUCAACCCCUAAUGAAAAUUAUUUCUUUUUUUUAUCAAUAUAAUUUGCUUUUUUGCAAUGAGUGAUCUCAGUUUUCUCAUUCAAGUAACACAGUUUUAUUAAGAAUUAAUUAAAUGCCAUCUCAAUUAAUAGAAACAUUUUUUCAGAAUAUAAUAUAAAACAUGGCAGAUUUUUCAAAUGCCUUUCAAUAAUUCCGUACUUGUGUUAGAUUUCUACCAUUUUGUGCACCAGACUAAAUAUAUAACAUGAUUGGAACUUGAGCCCAUCUUAUGAAUAAAAUUAACAAGAUUGAAGUCUGAUUUAUCACAGUAAAUUUGAUUGAAGUCUGAUUAUCAAAGUAAAUUUGAUUGAAGUCUGAUUUUUCACAAAGGAAGUCUGACUGAAGGGAACCCAUUUUAAAAGAUUUAUUGAAUUGAAACAGCAUUAAAUAAAUUUGAGAACCACUACUUUAGUGAAUUAUAGUAUUGAAAAAGCAGUGAUAGACUGUACACUUUGGAUGCUCAUGUGAUAAGAGCAAUAGACCGGCAGGUGCCGUUGCUGGUGAUAAAUAACUGUUUUAUUGGUACAAAAAUUUAGUUUUAUUUUGUUUAUUUUUUAUAUCUGUCUGUGGGUCUCUUCAGAUGCGUGAGGUGUCUGUGCGUCUCUUCAGUUGCUUGAGGCUAAAAAUGGGCACUUGGAUUAGGAACCUCUCUCUACUACCUUUCCAUUAUUUAUACACUAAAAAUGUCAUUACAAUUAAAUGUUCUAUUAUUAACUAUUACCAAAGUUUUAUCCUUGAUCUUAAUACUGAGAAUGUUAACUUUGUUAUGCAUGUUGUUUGCCACUGAAACCAUGGAGACACAAUAAGAAGAUAGGGUUAAAAAGAAAAUUCGACAACCCCUUAAAACAAAGUUUUCCUAAUAAAUUCUUUUUAAAUAUAUUAUUGAGCAAUGUGAUGGCAGGGUGGGGGUGAAAAUUUAACAAAACAUGUAUGCAAGUAACGCACUGCAUAGGAAUCCGAAUGAGUGCUCUCCCCCUCCUCCCCCCAAAGGCUCGAACCGCACAUUUUUUCCACGCCCCUGAACUAUAUUAAUAUUCUAAUGAUCCACCCACUUUUACACAGCAGAUUUAUUUCACCAACUAUUUCAGAAAAACAACAACAUUAUCCACCAAUAGCACUUGCAAUAUUUUUAAGAAUCUCAUUUGACGCUUUUAUCUGGAGUUUUAUUUUGUGAAAUCAGUAUCAUCAUUUUUACUUCAUCUUCCCCUUGAAAAACAGGAACCACUGAUUUUUGGGGGUGGGGCUGAAAAUUUAAACAAAUUUUUCGUCAUGGGCAACAAGUCUAUAUGCCAAGUUUCAGCUCAUAGGUUGAUGGGAAGCGGGUCAAUUAGCCAACCGAAGAUCUUGCCAGCGAGCCAGCAAUGAACAAAAGUGAAGUUGAUAUAUAGGAUUUAAAAAAACAAGAUAGCCUGCUUGUAGUUAAAUAAAAUUUUUACCUUGUGAUAUUUUAAAACUAAGUGCAGUUUGAUUGUAUUUUUAAAUUUAAAAGCAUCUUUCGUUUGAUGAGAAUGAAGGCCUGUGGCUAUUUAAAUUUGAAAUUGACAUUGAUUUUUAUUUCAUCAGGUUGAGUUAACAAACCAGCAUUGGUGUUUUUGUGUAAAAAUUUUUUUUGUUUUUGUUGUGUCAAAUCAAUAUUAUUAAUUGCUGAAAAUAUUCUGUUAGCAUCAAGUAUGACCAAAAUGUAGACUUUUUAAAAUAUUUUUAUAUUCCUUCUUAUUUCAAGUAACAAAAUUUACAUAUUCAAUUUUUCCUGUUUUUACAAGAAUGAAAAGGAAUAAAAUAAGUCUACAAUACCAUCAUACAUUCAUCAGCUGAUUUUUUAAUUAUUAUUAUUAAUUUUAUAAACUCUUGUGUGAAAAGUGUUUAAAACAAAAAAAAACGUAAUCCUGGUGUAAUGAGCAAGCAAAUACUGAUCAAAAGAUGAAAGAUUUCCUAAAUGAUGUUUGUUACUGACGCGGGUCAUUGUAUUUAUUUUAUUAAUUUGAAUUGUUGCAGUUGAUUGAUAAUAUUAUUAUUUUUUUUUUAAUUCUCCGUGCCAGUAGUUCUCAAUCUUUUUUUGAAUUUUGUACCACUUAAAUCAUGUGUUAAAAUGCAUGUAUCAUGAAGUGAAAUAUUCUUAAUGCUGGAUUUUUAAGAUUUGUAAAGAUGUUUGUAUACAUAGCAGUGUUUGUAGUAACACUCAUUUAAUUUUUACAAAUAAUGCCAACUUCCCUAAAAUUACACAGAGAAUUGUUAAUAAAAUAACUAACUCUAAUUUAAAGCAACCACUUUCAUGAGAACUCUCUAUUCCAAAGAAUUUGUGUCUCAAGUCUUCUCAUGUUUACAUCUUUUCACAGGUUUCAGAUAUCCUCAACUACAAGCAAGCUGACCUUAGUCUGCCUCGUGGUAUGGAGCUCUAUGAAAUGCUCCCACCAAAUAGGCAACUUAUGCUGGAUAACCACAAACAUAAGCCUUCCUAGGUAUCUGUUUGGACAUGAGCUGACUUUGCCCUGAAAAUAAUUUUUUUUUUUUUUUAAUUUGUGGAUUAUUUUUUAUAAAUUUAGGAGAUUUAUAGCAUUUUGAUUAUGUACUGGUAAUCUAAAGAAGUGUUCUGAAAUGAAGUAUUUCUUCCUUUAAUACAAUGGACUCAAUUUUUAAAAUAAUAGUUACUGUUAUAUGUAGAAUUGAAUCCAUCUAUAAUGUAUGCAUGUUUGUUGAAACAAUAAAUGAAAUAUAGAAUCCAUUAAUAUUUUAUUUUUUACCUUUACUUUAUUAAAGGAAAAAUGGUUGUUUUAAAGUGUAAUCCUUGGGUCUCAUUUUUUAAUGAGAUUUGAAUAUUUGUGAUGUAAUCAAUAUGCCUUGUUAAAAAUAAAUAUCAUAACUAAAGGAUUAAGCAAUUUUUAAAUGCUGGAUGAUGUUAUUGUAAUGUAAGUGAUUGAA